Messenger RNA from Cuscuta epithymum, 7792 nucleotides. The record is from the annotation of a GenBank genome assembly. NCBI's taxonomy places the organism in Eukaryota, Viridiplantae, Streptophyta, Magnoliopsida, Solanales, Convolvulaceae.
GAGUAUAUAGACUCGGACCCCCGGGUCUCACGACUAUUGGGCCCGGACAGCGGCCCACAUACGCUCAGUAGAUAGCAUUUAUCUCAUUGUACACUCUAUUUUAUUCAUGUAUAUCCAUUAGAAUAGAUUAGAUACCAUUUAUUAGCCAUUUAUUGGCCUUUUAUUGUAACUGGGCCAGCCAGGCCCAAGCCUGGAAGCCCAGCCCUCUUUUCUCCUAUAAAUACUCCCUAUGGGAGCCAUGUAAGGGAGAGAAUUGAUUGGAAUUCAUUUAUACACAUCACUUUAUCUCUCUAGCUCUCCCUUCUCUCUAGAAUUAAUACUCUAUCAUUUGGUGCUUUCAUUGAGAGUUAGAAUAUAUCAAGUGAGAUCCUCCCAGCCAAUAAUGUUACAAAUAGAUGGAGGGUGUGGUGCCACAUCGGCCCCUUGGCUAAGGAGCAAUCUGACAUACUCAAUAUAAACAUUCAACACGCCCAACUACCGCUUCGGCCAAAUUGGGACUCCUGUCAUCCUGUGGCAACAUAGUGCACUGGACCACCUAAAGCCUCCAACUGUCCUUGGGUCAAAGUAAAGAAAACAUCAGAACUUCACACUUCGGCCUACGAAAGCAAAUGUGUGUCAGGUCACGGCCAAGAGAUCAGAAGCGUGAGUGGAGAUGGUCACUCCCAUCCACCAAGGUCACAGGUGCACCCUUCGUCUUUGUCCAAAACGGUAACCAGCCUGCUCCACCUCCCUUCGGCCAAACCUGGAGAGGAGGAAGGAAACUGCAGGGGUGCUCCACAUCCGCCAAACAAACAUCAGUGCCGUCCCUCGGCCAGUAUCACAUCGGCCGACGUAGGGGUGCUCCUACUGGCAUGCGGCACGCAUCGGCACACCGCAUCGGUCGGCACCGCUUCGGCCGGAGUCACAACGACCGGCACCACAUCGGCCAACACAUUUCGGCCGGCAUCCCCCGUCGGCUUGCAGCAAAUCGGCCACAUAACGGCCAAGCAAAGCUUCACUUUGUUCUGUCAGCAGAAAAAGAGUCACCUCGUCCAAGAGAUCACCUUCGUCCAGAACACCUCGUUGGCUUGCUCAAAUCAGCUGGCACCUCUUCGGCCAACACCGCUUCGUCCGGCACCGCUUCGGUCAACGCCACCUCGGCCGGCACCGCACCGGCCGGCACCGCACCGGCCGGCGACACCUAAUCAGCCGGCAACGCAUCGACCAUCACACUUCGGUCGGCAACGUCAUCGGCCAACACGCAUCGGCCAUCACACUUCGGCCACUCGAUUGAGCACAGCAAGGCCCCACCCCGACCAAGAAAAACAAAGCGGACAGGGCCCUUCGUCCAGUGAGCGGCAGAGGGUCUCACCUCGGCCAAACAUGAAGUAACAAAUGAAGGGAGCCCUCGUCCUGGGAGCAGCAGGGGUCUCACCUCGGCAAAUCCCCACAUCGGCUCAAACCGGUUCCCCUCGGCCAAGGGAAGUCCUCAACGCCCCUCGUCUACAAGUGUGCAGCAGUUCCACUUUAGCCAAACGCGAGCAGGGGUACCACGUAUCUUCCGCCCCUCGUCCUAGAAAGCACCGUGGGUUCACCUCGGCCAGAGUGAGCGACAAAAAAAGGGGGCGUAGACGAGGGCACCUUGGCAACCUCUCAUCGGAAGGCUGAGCCAACCUCUCAUCUUGGCAAAGCUUCAUCUCGGCCAACAGCAGGAACUCCGCUCCAGUCAAGGUCACAAACGACUGAAGUGGGACCUCCGGCCAAUCGGAAAAUCAGAGACACCACCGGCAAGGCUUCUGCCUCGUCCUAGAAGCAGCAACGGUCUCACCUCGGCCUAGCCUCAAUACGCGCCGGCCGGCGAGACCUCGGCGUCCGCGCCCGUAGGCUGUUCUAGCACCUCGGCGUCGAUCUGAGGCGCGAGCAACUGGAAAGCCUCGUCCCCUCAACUGCCUGGGGUAACAUCCUCGUCCUGCCUAUUUCACGCGGCCAGGUCGGAGGUCAGAAGCCUUUCCCUCGUCCGCUUAUGACCCGAUUCCUCCCCUGCGACUGGAACCUCAAGGCAGUCCUUCAAGCUUAAAUGAGCUCAUGGGCCAGCUGUUUAAUCUCCAGGGCUGGAUGAGCGGGCCCAAUCUUAUAUUUCCCUGCUUGAAUUCUAAGCAGGGCAGGCUUCGGCCCAAAUACAAGUAAGUCUCACAAACUUUUCCUCCUAUUUUAUGCAUUAAAUAUGGAGCAAAAUAGUUUUACCACUAUUCAAAAAAAAUAUAGUUUUACUACUAUUCCGAAAAAAUAGUUUUACUACUAUUCCAAAGAGAAAAAGAAAAAAAAAUAGUUUUACUAACUAUUCAAAAGAAAAACAAAAUAAUAAUAAUAAUUAUUAUUACUAUUAUUAUUAUCAUCACUGUUGCUAGCGGGUCAAAAUCUCCAAUUGGUACGGGCCAAGCCCUAACCUUCCGAACAUCUUUAUUUGAUGAUUCGGAUUAUAUUUGGGUCCCUUGACCUACCCCGGUCAUCUUUAUUUGAUGACCCGAAUAUCUAGAAUGAGAGCCAUCAUCGGCUGCACAUGACAUUAUGCCUAAAAGCGGUACGCCUCAUUCCCCUAGACGCUAAUUGCGUCAUCCAGAAGCCGUUGCAAUAAACAACGCACCCAAAGCCGUUGUAAUAAACAACGCACCUAAAGCCAUCGCAAUAAACGACGCACCCAAAGCCGUUGCAAUAAACAACGCACCUAAAGCCGUCGCAAUAAACGACGCACCCAAAGCCGUUGCAAUACACAACGCACCUAAGGCCGUUGCGAUCCACAACGCGCCUACAAAGCCGUUGCAAUAAACAACGCACCUAAAUAUCGUAUCGGCACAAGCGGUGAAACACCCAAAUCGGCCGGCGAUAUGCAGGACGAAGGACCUGUGUGCAUGGUCCAACCUCUUCAAACGGAGAAGCAUACCGCGUCGUCCGCGCGGAAACCGCAGGACGACAGGCCUGAAUUAAGGCUGAGGUUACAAAAACUCCACCCGUCAGUAAAAUUUCGCUCAGGACCACAAAGGGCGGCCGUCAAAAUACGAUGCCUAGUCCGGUCCCUCGUCGCCGAUAGACGUGGAAAGGCAAAAAGGGAUGCCACUGACACACCAAGCCGAGGGCGUAUUUACUCCCUCGCACUAACACACGCGAAAAGCGUAGCGGACAAAAUACCGCACAUGGACGAAGGGACAGUAACCCUUCGGCCAUCCAAAAAAAAAAAAAAAAAAAAGAGGGAAGCCGACGGACCGCGCACUUACCGGCCUCGAGCAAUAAAAAUAAAUAAAUUCCCCAAACUUAUUAUUCAUCUCAAGACCGGCUCCCAAUGCCGAAGCUCUUGCUCCAUCAGCUUAUGAACGGCCUCCCCAACGCCGUCAUACUUUUAUAUGACGAUCGGCUCAUCAUCGCCUCGUCAUCAUUAUCCGGAUCGGCUCAUCAUCAUCGCCAUCCGCACAUCACGACCGGCCUCCCAGCCUUGGCGUGAUUAUUUCUUCUCAGAGACCGGCUUAUCAUCGCCAAGUGUCCUGAGCUAGCGACAGGGCUCAUCAUCCCUUCCUGGAUGGUGACCGUCGCCUUUAUAUGACGAUCGGCUCAUCUCCGCCUCGUCAUCAUUAUUCGGAUUGGCUCAUCAUCAUCGCCAUCCGCACAUCACGACCGGCCUCCCAGCCUUGGCGUGAUUAUUUCUUCUCAAGACCGGCUUCUCAUCGCCAAGUGUCUUGAGUUGGCAAUCGGGCUCGCCGUCCCUUCCUGGAUGGUGACCGUUGCCUCUACAUGACGAUCGGCUCAUCUCCGACUCGUCAUCAUUAUUCGGAUCGGCUCAUCAUCGCCAUCCGCACAUCACGAUCGGCCCCCCGGCCUCGACGUGAUGAUCUAGCUCAAGACCGGCUCCCUCAGCGCCAAGUGUCUUGAUCUAGCGACUAGGCUUGCUAUUCCCUUCCGGGAUAGCAACCGUCGCCUCUACAUGACGAUCGGCUCAUCUCCGCCUCGUCAUCAUUAUUCGGAUCGGCUCAUCAUCAUCGCCAUCCGUUCUUCACGAUCGGCCCCUCGGCCAUGACGUGAUGCUAUAUCUCAAGACCGGCCUCCUUAGCGCCAAGUGUCUUGAGCUAGCGACCGGGCUCGCCAUUCCCCUCCUGGAUGGCGACUGUCGCUUCUACAUGACGAUAGGCUCAUCAUCGCCUCGUCAUCAUUAUUCGGAUCGGCUCAUCAUCAUCGCCAUCCGUUCUUCACGAUCGGCCCCUCGGCCACGACGUGAUGUUAUAUCUCAAGACCGGCCUCCUUAGCGCCAAGUGUCUUGAGCUAGCGACCGGGCUCGCCAUUCCCCUCCUGGAUGGCGACUGUCGCUUCUACAUGACGAUCGGCUCAUCAUCGCCUCGUCAUCAUUAUUCGGAUCGGCUCAUCAUCAUCGCCAUCCGUUCUUCACGAUCGGCCCCUCGGCCACGACGUGAUGCUAUAUCUCAAGACCGGCCUCCUUAGCGCCAAGUGUCUUGAGCUAGCGAUCGGGCUCGCCAUUCCCCUCCUGGAUGGCGACUGUCGCUUCUAUAUGACGAUCAGCUUCAUCAUUGCCUCGUCAUCAUUAUCCAGAUCGGCUCAUCAUCAUCGCCAUCUGCUCAUCACCACCGGGCCCCCCGCCUCAGCGUGAUGCUUUAUCUCGAGACCGGCUUCUCAUCGCCGAGUGUCUUGAGCUAGCGACCGGGCUUGCUAUUCCCUUCCAGGAUAGCAACCGUCGCCUCUAUGUGACGAUCGGCCUCAUCAUCGCCUCGUCAUCAUUAUUCGGAUCGGCUCAUCAUCAUCGCCAUCCGCACAUCACGACCGGCCUCCCAGCCUUGGCGUGAUUAUUUCUCCUCAGAGACCGGCUCCUCAUCGCCAAGUGUCCUGAGCUAGCGACUGGGCUUGCUAUUCCCUUCCGGGAUAGCAACCGUCGCCUCUACGUGACGAUCGGCUCAUCUCCGCCUCGUCAUCAUCAUUAUUCGGAUCGGCUCAUCAUCAUCGCCAUCCGAACAUCACGACCGGCCUCCCAGCCUUGGUGUGAUUAUUCCUUCUCAAGACCGGCUCCCUCAGCGCCGAGUGUCUUGAUCUAGCGAUUGGGCUUGCUAUUCCCUUCCGGGAUAGCAACCGUCGCCUCUACAUGGCGAUUGGCCUAUCAUUGCCUCGUCAUCAUACAUUGGACCGGCUUAUCAUAGUCGUCAUCCUCGCAUCGCGGCCGGCCUCUCGGCCAAGGCGCGGUACCCUAUAUCAAGACUGGUCUUAGCCAUUCCUUUACUGGGUGGCGACCAUUGCAUGGAUUUUUGGGUCGGCCCCUCAGUGCCGAUCAUGGCAGGCCCUUGGCCUCGACGUGAUCAUAUUCCCCAAGACCGGUCUCAGUCAUUCCUUCAUCGGAUGGCGACCGUUGCUUGGACGUUUGGCUCAGCCUCAUAGUGCUGACGACCGUCUCAACACCGGCUUUAUUAGCGCCAAGUGUGUUGAGCUAGCGAUCGGGCUCCCCAUCCCUUCCUGGAUGGUGACCGUCGCCUCUACAUGACGACCGGCUCAUCUCUGCCUCGUCAUCAUUAUUCGGAUCGGCUACCCAUUAUCGCCAUCCUUAUAUCACGAUCGCCGCCCCGGCCUCGGCGUGAUGAUCUAUCUCAACACCGGCUUCAUCAGCGCCGAGUGUGUUGAGCUAGCGAUCAGGCUCGCCAUCCCUUCCUGGAUGGUGACUAUCGCCCCUACAUGGCGACCGGCUUAUCAUCGCCUCGUCAUUGUUAUUUUGGAUCGGCUCCUUAUCACGGCCGUCCUCACAUCACGAUCGGCCCCUAGGCCACGAUGUGAUGUCCUAUCUCCGAGACCGGCCUCUCAUUGCCGAAUGUCUUCGGUUAGCGAUCGGGCUCGCCAUCCCCUCCUGGAUGGCGACCGUCGCCUCUAUAUGAUGAUCGGCUCAGCAUUGCCUCAUCAUUGUAUCAUCAGACAGGCGUCCCACGCCCCGUCCUCAUAUUCAGACAGGCGUCCAGCGCCUCGUCCUCAUAUUCAGACAGGCGUCUAACGCCUCGUCCUCAUAUUCAGACAGGCGUCCAACGCCUCGUCCUCAUAUUCAGACAGGCGCCCAGCGCCUCAUCCUCAUAUUCAGACAGGCGUCCAACGCCUCGUCCUCAUGUUCGGAUCUAGCAAACAUCUUGCGGUCUCCGGCUCAGAGACUAAAGGAUCUCAGAUCUCAUCUAUAGGCCCCUCGGCCACAUCUUGCUCUAGCAUCUUUAUUUGAUGACGAAGGGCUCUCAUACAGGCCCAUCAUCCAUAUAUCUUGCUCCGUCAUCUUUAUUUGAUGGCGAAGAGCUCAUCUACAGGCCCAUCGGCCAUAUACCGCUCUGUCAUCUUUAUUUGAUGACGAAGAGCUCAUCUACAGGCCCAUCGGCCAUAUAUUAUUCUGUCAUCUUUGUUUGAUGACGAAGAGCUCAUCUACAGGCCCAUCGGCCACAUAUCGUUCUGUCAUCUUUAUUUGAUGACGAGGAACUCAUCUAUAGGCCCCUGAGCCAUAUCUCGCCCCGUCGUCUUUAUUUGACGACAUGGAGCUCUUAUGCAGGCCCCUCGGCCAUACAUCGCCCCGUCGUCUUUAUUUGACGAUGUGGAGCUCUUAUCCAGGCCCCUCGGCCACACAUCGCCCCUUCGUCUUUAUUUGACGACGUGGAGCUCUCAUUUAUGCCUCUCGGCCACUACUCCCAGUCAUCUUUAUUUGAUGACGUGGAGCUCACAUCGGCCCAUCGGCCUCAUAUUCUGGUCAUCUUUAUUUGAUGAACCAGUCAUCAUAUUAUGGACGGUCGCUCGACCCAUCCCUUAGUCAUCUUUAUUUGAUGACUAGGACUACUGAUCAUGACGAGCUACCCACAUCUAUGGAUCGGCCUCUGCCAUCCCCUCGCUACAGCUCCACCUCUAGGCCGAAGGGCUCGCACCUUUUGUUUCGUUCUGGGGGCAUCCGAUGUACUCUUUUUCCCUCAUUAGGAUUUUUUCCCACAGGGUUUUUCCUAAUGAGGUUUUUAACGAGGCAUCUCCCCAUUGUGGAUCAAAAGGUGUCAACCCUCGGCCCCCUUUUGCAGACAUCAUCAGGCAUGCAUUACUCUACUCCUCUUCACCUCAUUACACUCGCCUCAAGGAGUGGGGGACUGGGAGAGCGGGGGACUUAGCGCCUUCACUACCAAAGAAGCAGAAAUUCAAAAUUUUUGCAAGGAUUGCCACUCGCACCGACGACAUCAUCAUAUCACAUACAUUUUCAGCUGCCACAUCGGCCAUCACAUAUACAUAGCUCCCCGGCCUUAAGACCGGUAGUGAUGGUCUCUAGCCUGCGACCUUCGGCUGAGGAUUCUCUCACAGGGUUGCCUCAGUCAGGGCUCGCCAAUGGGAUCGGAUCAUCGGCAUGGGAAUCCGGGCGAGGCGCUUCGGCGACGACAGCAGUUUACUCACCGGACGACGACAGAUCAGCACACAGUUCUACUCUCUUUCGCCUCGAGUACUCUCGACUCAGAGAGUGGGGGACUCCUGAUAGAGUAUAUAGACUCGGACCCCCGGGUCUCACGACUAUUGGGCCCGGACAGCGGCCCACAUACGCUCAGUAGAUAGCAUUUAUCUCAUUGUACACUCUAUUUUAUUCAUGUAUAUCCAUUAGAAUAGAUUAGAUACCAUUUAUUAGCCAUUUAUUGGCCUUUUAUUGUAACUGGGCCAGCCAGGCCCAAGCCUGGAAGCCCAGCCCUCUUUUCUCCUAUAAAUACUCCCUAUGAGAGCCAUGUAAGGGAGAGAAUUGAUUGGAAUUCAUUUAUACACAUCACUUUAUCUCUCUAGC